AUGUCGAACUUCGACUCGCUAGGCUUCAACAUGCCGGACUUUGGCACGCCCGGCUUGGACAUGUCAGAUUUCGAUAUGCCAGAGUUCCACAUGCCAAACUUCAACUUUGACAUGCCCGCUGAUGGAAUUGCGCCGGUCGCAUUCCAGUGGUUCGACGAGAAUCCGACGACUGAUUUUGUGUCUUCCGCUACCCCUGUCACCACGGUGGCUCAGGUGUCUUUAUUUCAAGCCGAUCUCGACAUGCUUGACGACCCUACGAAGCCUUCCGAGAGUAAGAUGUGGAUCUUUGAUGUUUUCUUCAAUGAUAUCAUCCCUUACCGCUUUCACGACCAUCUUAGGCUCUUCCCGAAUAUUGAGUUUUACUCAACCCUGCUGUACAAUCGAUCUGAUCGAAGCACUAUAUGGGGUCUCGUGGUGAGGUUCCAUGAGUGGAUCUCUAAUGUGGCAGCCUCCUCUCCUGAAGAUGCCGACGAAGCUAUCGAGGCUCUGAAGCUUCGAGCGAGUGUUCAUGACUGGCCGCAGAAGUCAAGCGAUGACCCAGAUCAUUCUGUUAAGCUUGCCAGUAAAGAUGCUUCGAUACAGCAACAGCUAGCCAUGCCGCCGAGUUCUACUCCUCCGGUGCCAGAUGCAGUGCCGAAUACAGGCCAUUCCCGGCCCUUGUCUCCGACGCGGCACAAGCAUCCUCUUCUAGAGGCAGAACUAGUCGUUACUCCAGUCUUCCAGUAUAGAGGCAUCAUAGAGAACAUGGAACAUUCCAAAGAGCUGGAUAGUGCCUAUGAGAGGCAUGUGAAGCGCGCCAAUGGCGAGACCCCUAACAAGGACGCAUCUUGGCCAGCUUCGUCUGAGCAGCAGCGGGCGUAUGUGAAGAAGCUCUUCGAAAGCAUCACCGAAUUGGAUGAUUUCUUUGAGCUGAGGAAAGCCCGGGAGCGCCUUCACAGAAUUACAAACACACAGCAGGAAGGCUGGGGCCCAGAAGCCCCAGAGAACCCAAGAAAGCGACGGAGAGGCGGUGUUACUGAAGAUGACAGUCUCAAUCCAUCGACAAGACCCAAGGGAAUGAGUAAGACCGAUUGGGCUCUCCUGAAUGACCAAGACUGGUUCUGCAAGUAUGCUGGUGCGCCGUCAAAAGAACGAGGGGCAAAACUCAGCAACGAUCUUCUGAAUGGCCGCCGCGACAUUCAGAACCAAGUUGGCCGGGACACCAUCAGAGAAAAGACGUCUAUGCACGACUGGACAACCUCUGAUGAUUUCGAGAUUCGAAACAAGGCUGGAGAAUUGGUUUUGAAGGGGGGACAUCUGGCAGAUAAAAAGCGCCGACAGCUCGCAGUCAGAAAUAAGGAGUAG
Colletotrichum fioriniae is the source of this 1344-nucleotide messenger RNA. RefSeq lists its product as uncharacterized. The record is from RefSeq and is a predicted model, not a curated record. NCBI's taxonomy places the organism in Eukaryota, Fungi, Ascomycota, Sordariomycetes, Glomerellales, Glomerellaceae.